Coregonus clupeaformis (lake whitefish) is the source of this 1923-nucleotide messenger RNA. RefSeq names its product piggyBac transposable element-derived protein 4-like. The record is from RefSeq and is a predicted model, not a curated record. NCBI's taxonomy places the organism in Eukaryota, Metazoa, Chordata, Actinopteri, Salmoniformes, Salmonidae. The transcript is spliced from 3 exons. The annotation marks the transcript as partial.
AUGAGUGCUGUGCGAUUCACGGCCAAACAGGUCCUAGAACAUAUAUUUUCCAAUGACUCUGACUGCGACGAGGAAGCGGACGAGGAAGCGUCCGAAGAAGAAGACGGGGAGGAAUACAACCCAGAGGAUGAGGAGACCACAGAGGACGACAACGACGACGACUACGACGCCGCAGCCGCUGCCGCCGCCGCCGCAGAGGACGAUGUCCAAGUAGAAGAAGGUGAAAGUGAGCGAGGAGAGCGAGGAGACCUCCGCCGCUGCCGCAGCCGCCGCCGCAGCCGCCGCCGCAGCAUCAGCCCCAGAACACAACACGAUAUCCCUCGAGUGGAAAGAGAGACAUUCGUGUCGAGAAACGGCCAAAUCCUAUGGUGCUUGGUGCCCUGUGACAACAAUCGGGGCGUCGGAGGGGCCGCCGCAGCGGCAAAAAGUAACAGGCCGGUUGCUGAGGUGCCGGAGGACAUGAGGCCCGGGCCUACUAGGCAGGCCGUAGGCCAAGCCCGCGACAUCCUCUCCACGUUCCGCUUGUUUUUCACACCCGAGAUAGAAGACAUCAUCCUGGAGAUGACCAAUCUGGAGGGCGUUCGAAAAUACGGAGCCCGAGGCGACGGCGACGGCGACGGCGACGACGACCACCGCCACUACGCCGACGACGACGACCACGAAGACCACGAAGACCGCGACCGCGGCGGCGGCGGUCGCUGGAAAGCGAUGGACUCCACAGACCUGCGAGCCUACGUAGGGCUGCUCAUCCUAGCCGGCGUGUACAGGUCCCGAGGCGAAGCGGCCUCUAGUCUCUGGGACGCCGAGAGCGGAAGGACCAUUUUCCGCGCAACCAUGCCGCUCAAAGUCUUUCACGCUUACUCGAGACUCCUUCGCUUCGACGACCGCCAGACCAGAGCCGAGAGACGCGCAGCAGGCGGCGGUGACAAACUUGCGGCCGUGAGAGAGGUCUGGGACAAGUGGGUCGAGAGGCUGCCGCUCCUCUACAACCCCGGGCCCGACGUGACGGUGGACGAGCAACUGGUCCCUUUCAGAGGCCGAUGUCCUUUCCGCCAGUAUAUCCCAAGCAAGCCGGCCAAAUACGGCAUCAAGACCUGGGUGGCCUGCGACUCCAAAUCCAGCUACGCCUGGAAGAUGCAGGUCUACACCGGGAAGGCCACAUGCGGAGGCCCCGAGAAGAACCAGGGGAUGAGGGUCGUGCUCGAUUUGACGCAGGGACUCAGGGGUCACAACGUCACCUGCGACAAUUUCUUCACCUCAUACGAGCUCGCGCGCCAGCUCCUGACCAGGAACGUCACCGUGGUCGGCACAGUCAGAAAGAACAAGCCAGAGCUCCCGCAGGCGCUGCUCGCCUCAAAGGACAGGCUCCUCUUCUCCUCCAAGUUCGCCUUCACGCCCACCACCGCUCUAGUGUCCUACCUGCCAAAGAAAAACAAGAACGUCUUACUCCUGAGCACGCUGCACACCGAGGCUCACGUUAGCCGUCGCCAGGACAAGAAGCCGGCCAUCGUCCUAGACUACAACAGCAACAAGGGAGGUGUGGACAACCUAGACAAGGUGAUUGGAACCUACAGCUGCAGGAGGAUGACCGCGCGCUGGCCCCUGGUCAUCUUCCACAACAUCCUUGACGUGUCCUCUUACAACGCUUUUGUCAUAUGGCGAGAGCUCAACCCUACUUGGAUGCCUGGUAAGCGAAACAAGAGGAGGGUGUUCCUCGAGCAGCUGGGAAAGGCACUAGUGACUCCGUUCAUACAAAGAAGGGCCCGUCUCCCUCGCACCGAAGCCUCUGCGGCGCUCGUCAAAGCUGUUCAGAGGGCUACGUAUCGUGAUCAGCCCCGGCGUGAUCACGCCCCCGCAGCACCGGACCACGCACCGGCCCAAGCACCCAACCCCGCACAACCCAGUAAGAGGAAGAGGUGUCAG